AUCCGAAUCCAACUUUUACUAAAUGCAGAAGGAAAUAUUUUCUACGCAGGAUCCACUAAAUAAUGCAUGUGGGUCGUAGAAAAAAAAGUGUUCUAUUGUAGGGUUCACACUUGGAAGCCUGAUGAGCUGUCCAAGGAUUUCAACCACCCUGUUUAUUAAUUGGUAGGUUUCUCUGCUCAAAACACAGAAUGCAAAUUAAACCAGUCAAGUCUUUCCUUUUGAAUAUUUUUUGAGCCCAUCCCCGAGUGAUUCACUGAUUCCAACUAUAACAUAAUAUAUAUAUCAACACUAUCUGGUUUAUUUUCCUUCACUACUGAGUCCUAAAAUUGGAAAUGGCAAUCCUAGUCGUCAUCUCUAUAUCUGGUUUACUUUUAAGUUUUGCUGGGAAUGCCUUAUAAACUGCUUUUGGGCAAUCCUCUCAACAACUAAGAGAUCUAUUGUUGUCAAUACUAAUUACUCUGCUCCUGAGUGAGGCUUCUCUGUAGUCAGGGAACUCAGAGCAGCAUCUGCCAAUGGCUUCUUCUGCUUUCCUUAAUCCUCUUUUCCUCUCCAUCCUAAUUCUUCUUCUGCCACCCAAUUUGGCCAUAGCCAACAUAACCCUGAGCUCAUCACUGACAGCAGCCUCCAAUGACGACUCCUCAUGGCUUUCACCUUCUGGCGACUUCGCUUUCGGAUUCCACAACCUCAACAGCACAAACCUCUUCUUGCUCGCUGUCUGGUUCAACAAAAUACCAGGAAAAACCAUCGUCUGGCAGGCGAAUGGAGAUAAUCCAGUGCAAAGUGGGUCGACGGUGAAACUCACGGCGACCAGCUUGGUGCUAAAUGAUCCUCAAGGUCAACUGAUUUGGGACGCGAAACCCGGUAGAGAGGUAGCCUAUGCAGCCAUGCUUGACACGGGGAAUUUUGUGCUUGCAGGCAACAACUCUGCUCAUGUUUGGGAGACCUUCAAGAAUCACACAGACACCAUCUUGCCCACCCAGACAAUGGAUUUGGGCAGUAUGUUGUUUUCCAGAAUAUCAGAAACCAACUAUUCAAGGGGAAGAUUCGAGCUCCUUUUCUCGGAUGGUGGAGACCUCCAGCUGAAUCCAAUAGGUUGGCCUGGCAAUUUUGGUUAUGAUUCUUACUAUAGCAGUGGAACUUCUACUGCAAACUCUUCAGACUCUGGAUAUAGACUGGUUUUCAAUGGAUCAGCUGAUAUCUACAUACUGAAAAUGAAUGGGGCAAUUGUGCCACUUUCAUGGGAUGAUAUUAACCCGGAUGAAAACAAUUAUUAUCGCGCAACGUUGGAUUUUAAUGGCGUUUUCACACAGUAUGCUCAUCCGAGAAGUUCGACUAAUGCUGAUAAAACUGGCUGGUGGCCCGUGCGAUUCAUUCCCAAAGACAUUUGUACUGCUAUAACUAACCAAAUAGGAAGUGGUGCCUGUGGGUUUAAUAGCUACUGCACAAGCCUAAACGGCCAGCCCAGUUGUGAAUGCCCACCUGGGUACUUGCUUAUGGAUCCAAACAACGAGUUUGGUGGCUGCAAACCAAGUUCUCCAGUGGGAUGCGGAGCAUAUGAUGGGUCGAAAGACCCAGAAGAGUUAUUUGAAUUCAAGGAAGCUCUGAACACGAAUUGGCCGCUGGGAGAUUAUGAAAGACUGGAACCUUAUAAUCAAACGGAGUGCGAAAAGUCCUGCUUGCACGAUUGUUUGUGCGCUGUUGCCAUUUACGGUGGCACGAUAUGUUGGAAGAAGAAGCUACCACUUGCUAAUGGGAGGUACACAAACACCGAGUCUGGAAAAGCUCUAAUCAAAGUUACGAAAGGAGCUCCAACAGGUUUUCUUAGCAGUGGCUAUGAGAAAAAGGGGAAACCAGAUAUCUUGGGAUGGAUUCUUUUGGGCUGCUCUGCAUUCUUCAACAUCAUUUUACUAGUCCUGAUUUCUAGAGCCCUUUGGUCAAGGCAAAAUGGAAAGUCAAAAAAGUCUUUCCAUGAUUCUUCUGUUUUUGAAAUGAACCUUCGUGUAUUUACUUAUAAAGAGCUUGAAGAAUCAACAAAUGGGUUUAAAGAAGAAUUAGGAAGGGGUUCUUUUAGCACUGUCUAUAAAGGUAGCCUAAAUUUUGGAUCAAAGAACCUUGUGGCUGUCAAAAAGUUGGACAAAUUAGUGGGUGAUCAAGGAGGGGAAAAGGAAUUCAAAGCUGAAGUGAGUGCCAUUGGGAAAACUCACCACAGAAAUCUAGUGCAAUUGAUAGGAUUCUGCAAUGAGGGGCCUCAUCGCAUUCUAGUGUAUGAGUUCAUAGAAAAUGGCACUCUAGCAAAUUUGAUCUUUGGACUCCCGAGACCCAAUUGGCAUCGGAGAACGCAGAUUGCGAUGGAAAUUGCAAGAGGGCUAAUCUACUUACAUGAAGAGUGCAAUGCUCAGAUCAUCCACUGCGACAUAAAGCCUCAAAACAUACUUAUGGAUGCUUGUUUCACAGCAAGGAUUUCAGACUUUGGAUUGGCAAAAUUGUUAAUGUCUGAUCAAACGCAAACUCACACUGGGAUCCGAGGGACACGAGGGUAUGUCGCUCCCGAAUGGUUUAAGAGUAAACCUGGGGUGACAAUUAAGGUGGACGUUUACAGUUAUGGAAUUAUGUUGUUGGAGAUCAUUUGCUGCAGAAAGAGUUUUUCAUUGGAAUUUGGGGAAGAAGCAGCCGUACUCACAGACUGGGCUUACGAUUGCUACAUAGAAGGAAGACUAGACAUGCUGGUGGAGAAUGAGGAGGAGGCAGUGGAUGACAUUGCCAAGCUACAGAGGUGGGUGAUGGUAGCAAUCUGGUGCAUUCAAGAGGAUCCUUUUAAAAGGCCAACAAUGAAGACGGUUAUGCAAAUGCUGGAAGGGCUUGUUGAGGCGCCUGUGCCCCCCUGCCCUUCUUCCUACAGCAAAGCUUACAUUAAUGAGUAUCGAUGAGAUAUAUAAAAUUUUAUAUAUAGAAAUGCACAUAUAAAUGUAUACUUAAUUUCAUUUCUGUACUAGCAUGCAUAUAGAGGUUUUCUAAAAAUUGUGUCUUUGGCCUUUGGGGAAGAGGUAUAUUAUAUUAUUAUUAAUCUGAUCUUGGGCAA
Molecule: messenger RNA, 3079 nt
Organism: Malania oleifera
Lineage: Eukaryota; Viridiplantae; Streptophyta; Magnoliopsida; Santalales; Ximeniaceae
Product: G-type lectin S-receptor-like serine/threonine-protein kinase LECRK3
Exons: 1
Coding region: 513-2927 (804 amino acids)
Biological process (GO): protein phosphorylation
Molecular function (GO): protein serine/threonine kinase activity; ATP binding
Source: RefSeq, a predicted model, not a curated record